Messenger RNA from Falco peregrinus (peregrine falcon), 3153 nucleotides. It is a transcript of the gene PARM1, whose product is annotated as prostate androgen-regulated mucin-like protein 1. The transcript is spliced from 4 exons. Gene Ontology annotation, cellular component: early endosome; Golgi apparatus; plasma membrane. The record is from RefSeq and is a predicted model, not a curated record. Bases 92 to 1015 code for a protein of 307 amino acids. NCBI's taxonomy places the organism in Eukaryota, Metazoa, Chordata, Aves, Falconiformes, Falconidae.
GGGGCCGCUGCCGGAGCGGGGCGGCGGCGGGGGCCGGAGCGGGGCCGGCCGGGGCGUCCCUCCCGCCGCGGCUGCCAGCGCCGCCGGCACCAUGGGCUGCUGCUGCCGCCUCCUCCUCGCCCUCCUCCUCCUCCCGGCAGGACUGGGUGAUGAACCCACAGCAUCACUCCUCACCCCUGCCAGGCCCCCCUUCCCCUCCGAGGGGAUCCCAGCGGGGCCGGGCUCCAGGGAUGCAGCUGUCCCCACGCCAACUCCUGGCCAGCCCUCGCUGCUCAUGUCCACGGGACCUGCUGGAGAUGGGACGUCUUCUGGGCUGGCAGAGGGAGAUGGCCACAAUGCCACAUCAGCGGCAGCACUGUCCCCUGCUUCUGCUUCUGUCACUGUGAGCUAUACCACCACAUCCACCAUCACCGCAGCAGACAGCCCACCCGUAGCUUCCAACCCCAGCUUGGUGCCACCAACCUUGGAGACAGCCCCAGGUCUUCGGACAGCAAAUACCGCCAGCUUGGCAGGAGGCAGGGUGGAUUUGGGGACAACUCCCAGCCCCAGUGGUACAGCUGCAUCCUCCUCUUCCUCCUCUUCCCUCUCCACCGGCGACCUGUACUCAUCCCCUGGGACAGUCUUGUCCUCACCACCUGUCCUCAUGAGCUCUGGCACCACCCAGCCACCGGCACUGACCAAGGAUGUCCCUUCCUGGGGGACGCUGGCCAUGGCAUCAGGCCUGGCCGUGGAGCUGACAUCCCCCCCAGUGACUGCAACAAGCCCUCCUGCAGCCGAGGCCACGGCCACCGGCAAAACCACCCUCUCCACUGGCAUCACCAUGGAAGAGGUCCCACGCGCCUUGAGCGCAGGGAGCAUCGUGGCCAUAACUGUGACGGUCAUCGUGGUGGUGGUGCUGGUUUUCGGGGCAGCAGCGUACCUCAAGAUCAGGCACUCCUCCUACGGCAGGCUUUUGGAUGACCACGACUACGGCUCCUGGGGCAACUACAACAACCCCCUCUAUGACGACUCCUAGCAGGGAUGAGGAGGAAAAAAAAAAAUAAAUUCCUUAAUUUAUAACCGCUUCUGCAGCAGAACAUCCGCUGUCGAGGAGAUGCCUGGGCACUGAGCCACCGCUGCGGGCAGGAUCAUGGUGGGUCCGGUGGAUGACAGGCAACUGGAGGGCGGGCGGGUGUGCAGCACCCACAAUAAACAUGAAUUUUGGCCUUUGCGUAGGAAAUUCUGGGUCCUGGGACAUGUCGGCCACUUGGUUUGUAGGCAAGGGAACCCAAAUUCCCCAGGGGGAAGGGUGGGGGGAGGAUGGAGGUUCAGCCAGUGCCAUGGCAUCCUUUGAAAUGCCUCUGCCCCACGGCUCGGGGGGGACACAGUGGGUGCUGAGCCAGGACCAGCAGUGUGCAGCAGUCUCCCGUGCUUUCACAUGCCCCUUCCUCCAAAAUCACCUCCCUCCAUCACCCCACUACAAAAUCCUUUGCCUUGCCAGGGGCCAUGAGCAGUUACGGGGCUGCUCCAUUGCUGCUCCCUUGCUUUUCCUGCAGGUGCUUCUGUGCAGAAGAUCGUAGUUUCAUUUUUUUCCAUUUAAUUGUGGUUUUUUCCCUCCAAACGCAGCCUGGGAGCCUGUGGGAAGAUGCAUUGACCACCCACACUCCUGGGUCGAGAGGUGCCCCAUUUCACACAUGUGGGUGCUUGCUCUGCAGCUUUAUUUUUAAAACUUGGCUGCUAAAACACAGCAACGUGGGUUUUUUCAUCCCCAAUUUCUGCAUUCAGCUACUAGAAGCAGAGGGGUGGCUGAUGGCAGGGUUGGUUUGGGGAGGGGAUGCUCACCCUGGCCCACAUCCCCCUGCUCAGCCACUUCUGCCUCUGGCUAAAUCCCCUGUCAGCGAAGAGCAAAGCCCUCUCAGUGUGGCCUUAAUAAAUAAAUCAGCACUAAACGACACUGCAAAGGUUUGGGGCAUCCCAGCAGCCCCCAGAGCUGGUCACCAUCACCCCAGGGGUUGUGGACAGGCUGCUUCUCGCAGACCCUCAGCAAGAUGAUGGCACCACCGAGUUUCUGGAGGGGUUUUGGGGAAGGCAGCAUCAUCCCUGCACAGGUUGGGAUGCACCAGUUUGCAACGUUUUACACCCCUGUUCUCCGUUACCAACUGUUUUCUUGCAUGGGGAGGGCAUGAGGUUCACUGGGCAUCCUCCAAGCUACUCUUUGCUGAAGGCCCGAAGCAGCAGGGCACUGCCCGCUAUAGGGAGGGCAGCCGAGAAGAAGCUGCUGUUCCCUAUGGGGCGCAAGCAGACGAGGCAGGAGAGGCUCAGGCCAUCUCACCUGAAACGCAGGUGUCUGCUUCAGCUUAUUUGGCAUUGGCUGCACAGGCUGGGAAACAGGCUCUGCCGUUUGCCCUGGCUGCUAAGCGAAGUGUCCCCGGGAACAUCAAAGCUUGGGGCAUUUGCAUGAUUGCUUCCUGCAACAGAUGCAUCAUCUCUUGAUUUUCAUCAAGCGAGUGUAAUAAACCCAGCCGGCACCUAAUAGCCACCUGAAAAGGUCAGGAGAAAUGAGGACACCUCUUCCAGCUCUGCUUCCCAAAGGGAAAUGCCAUCAUUAUCCAUUUCCCUUUGCCUUCUGAGCCUUGUUUAGCCUCUUCAGUAGCCCAUCCUCUUGCUUCCCUUUCCAUGUUAGCGCUGGUCGGGUGGCUGGACAGCAAGAUGUCUGCACAGGCUUUGCCAGCACCAAGGCCACCUGCUAAGCCGUGGGUGUUGAGCUGCUCCUCCCCCGCUUCUAGUUCAAACGGUAGAAACAGAGAAUAAAGAGCAUUAUUAGAUAUCAUAUAUAAAGAACAGUCAUUGCACCUUCAAACCACCAGCAGCCCGGGGAACUGCUGGGGCUGGGAGUGUAUAUGGGGUGAAAUUUAUGGCUCUGUAUCCCACUCGCCUUCUUCCCUGGGAUAGCAACCUGCCAGCUGCUCGCUGUUCCAGCCAGGCUCCGGAGAGAUGGGAUGUGUUUAGGGAGGCAGGGGGAGAGAAGGGAGCAUGAUGCUGAGGCAUCACAGCAGUGGCACAGGCUCUGAGGGUGCUCGGGGUGAGCAAAACUCCCUCCUACCUUUCUGGCAGCCAAGAAGCAGCAAAUUAGGCCACCUUGGCUAAUAAAAACCACAAACUGAAUAAAAAAAA